This is a messenger RNA of Mesoplodon densirostris (Blainville's beaked whale), 1955 nucleotides long. RefSeq names its product TRAF interacting protein (gene TRAIP). The record is from RefSeq and is a predicted model, not a curated record. The transcript is spliced from 15 exons. Bases 97 to 1512 code for a protein of 471 amino acids. Lineage: Eukaryota; Metazoa; Chordata; Mammalia; Artiodactyla; Ziphiidae.
GCCAAAUUUGAAGCAAGCUGAGACGCGGAGGCACGGCCACGAAGCUGAACCCGUCGCGUUUUACUUGGCUACCUUGGCCACUUGAGACCAGUCAUCAUGCCUAUCCGUGCUCUGUGUACCAUUUGCUCUGACUUCUUCGAUCACUCCCGCGACGUGGCCGCCAUUCACUGCGGCCACACUUUCCACUUGCAGUGCCUAAUUCAGUGGUUCGAGACAGCACCAAGUCGGACCUGCCCGCAGUGCCGAAUCCAGGUCGGUAAAAGAACCAUUAUCAAUAAGCUCUUCUUUGACCUUGCCCAGGAGGAGGAGAGUGUCUUAGAUGCAGAAUACUUAAAGAAUGAACUGGAUAAUACCAGAGCCCUGCUUUCCCAGAAAGAGAAGGAAAAACGAGACAGCCAGCUCAUCAUUGACACUCUGCGGGACACGCUGGAAGAACGCAACGCCACAGUUGAAUCCCUGCAGAAGGCCUUAGACAAGGCUGAGAUGCUGUGCUCCACCCUCAAGAAGCAGAUGAAGUACUUGGAACAGCAGCAGGAUGAGACCAAACAAGCACGGGAGGAGGCCCGCCGGCUCCGGAACAAGAUGAAGACCAUGGAGCGGAUUGAGCUCCUACUCCAGAGUCAGCGGCCCGAGGUGGAGGAGAUGAUCCGAGACAUGGGUGUGGGACAGUCAGCGGUGGAGCAGUUGGCUGUGUACUGCGUGUCCCUCAAGAAAGAGUACGAGAAUCUAAAAGAGGUGCGGAAGGCCUCAGGGGAGCUAGCCGACAAACUGAAGAAGGACUUGUUUUCUUCCAGAAACAAGUUGCAGACAGUCUACUCUGAACUGGACGAGGCCAAGUUGGAGCUGAGGUCGGCCCAGAAGGACUUACAGAAUGCUGACAAGGAAAUUGCAAGCCUGAGAAAAAAGCUAACGAUGCUGCAGGAAACCCUGAACCUGCCACCAGUGGACAGUGAGACUGUCAACCGCUUGGUUUUAGAGAGCCCAGCUCCUGUGGAGAUGCUGAACCUGAAGCUUCGCCGGCCAGCCUUCGGCGAUGAUAUUGACCUCAAUGCCACCUUUAAUGUGGAUACUCCCCCAGCCCAGCCCUCCAGCACCCAGCAUGGCCAUGCCAAGAGGCUCUUCCCAGAGAAGGCACAUUCUCCCGUUCAGGACGUUCUCAAGAAGAUGCCCAAAGGCCCCAAGCAGGAGUCCCAGCUCUUGCUGGGUGGCCAGCGCUGUCUGGGAGAGCCUGAUGAGGAGCUGGCUGGUGCCUUCCCUGUCUUCAUCCGGAAUGCUGUCCUGGGCCACAAACAGACCAAGGAGACCAGGGCAGAGCCCUGUCACAGCACAGAUGCAGUAAGGACUGGCUUCGAUGGACUUGGAGGCCGGACAAAAUUCAUCCAGCCUACUGACAGGACUAUGAUCCGCUCACUGCCCAUUAAACCAAAGCCCAAGGCCAGCGCUAAGCAGAGACUGGGGUCCAGGACAGGGCUCCCUCCCCCCCAGGCCAAGAUGCGCACCUUCCCGUGGUAGUGAGAACAGUGAGUCUGAUCAGUGGCCAGAUACAUGCCUCUGACUUAUAGGCCGAGGACUGCUGACUGGCUUGGCAGAUGGUUUGGGGUGCAUGGCCCCUCUUCUAGGACCAGCCCUGAGGACAAGGAUAAACAAGAAGAUGGGGGUGAAGGUGAGGCCCAGAAACUGUGCUUUUCCUGCACACACGCCCUGCCCCACCCCCCCAUCAUACUGGGUCUCCCUGUGAGAGCUGAUGUGAUGAGCUCACUGUUCCCGCCAGCAGGGCUUGCUCCUUAUUCCAGGCUCCCAUUUAUAGCCAUGAUCAGAUGUGGCUGGGCUGAUUCUGGUCCUCCAGACCAGGUUUUUUUGUUGACUGUAAGGACCAAAGUGCUUGAGGCUUCUCAGGCAGCCUCAGCCUGCCCAAGCUUCUGCCUGUCUCUGACUUGCUGUUGGCCUGGGCCAAG